Molecule: messenger RNA, 4012 nt
Organism: Neodiprion virginianus
Lineage: Eukaryota; Metazoa; Arthropoda; Insecta; Hymenoptera; Diprionidae
Product: ras-related C3 botulinum toxin substrate 1-like
Exons: 6
Coding region: 298-1065 (255 amino acids)
Biological process (GO): small GTPase-mediated signal transduction
Molecular function (GO): GTPase activity; GTP binding
Source: RefSeq, a predicted model, not a curated record
CUAUCCGACUCGUCAUUCCAUUGUUUUCUCGAGAGUUUGUGUGUACGAUUCGUGGAGUUCGUACCGUUCGUACAGGGCUGCAGGUUCGUGGUGUUGGAGCGGGGUUCGGGCCAGCCGGGAGUAUCGUUGAUCCACAAGUGUCAUAAAACUGAUUAGCGAAUCAAUGGAGUAAAAUAAGACUGAAACGGAGCGUGGUAUAGGUGUCGAUGUGUCGUCCGUGUCCAGUGAGGUUAUUGGCAGCAAUAUUAGCAGCGUGAUUACAUCAACACAAUCGCGUGCAACAAUAGAGGUGAAAUUAUGCCACCCUCGUCACACUCGAAUUGGACGAAACCGCUGCUGAAGGGUGGACAGAUGAUGCAGAUGCAGGUAAAACGGGCCGCCGGAUCGACGACCCAGAAUGGUGCUUCCGGAGAUCACGCUCCCCUUGAUCGAAGAAUUAAAGUUGUUCUCGUCGGCGACGGUGCCGUGGGGAAAACUAGCCUCGUAGUUUCAUAUUCGACUAAUGGUUUCCCCGGCGAAUACGUUCCCACGGCCUUCGAUAAUUACAACGUUGUUGUCAAUGUCGAUGGACAGCCUGUGAACGUUCAGCUAUGUGAUACAGCAGGACAAGACGACUUCGACCCUCUGCGAUCGCUAUGCUAUCCAGAGACGGAUGUAUUUCUAGUUUGCUUCAGCGUCGUAAACCCAUCGUCUUAUCAUAGCGUUGCAACUAGAUGGGCUGAAGAAGUCCGUAAGAAUUGUCCUAACGCUCCAGUUAUUUUGGUGGGCACAAAAAGCGAUUUAAGAUCAGAUGUUCAACUAAUGUUACAAUUAGCAAGAUAUGGACAGGGACCAAUUACAGCAAUCCAAGGUCAUCAACUAGCCCAACGAUUAGGUGCUGUGAGCUACGUUGAAACCUCAGCACUAACACAGCAGGAAUUGAAGGAGGCCUUUGAUCAAGCAAUAGUUAGUGCACUGAGUACACGACGUGGUGGUGCCAAUUUAGUCUACCGACGUAGAAAACCACCACCAUUCUGGCGCAGAUGGCUGUGUUGUUGGGAAAGACAGCGGUCUUCCGACGCGUAAAAAUUUACAUUUAGACUCUCUAGAUUUUCACUGUGAUCAACCGUGGCUGCCUUGCCGUCAGAAUCGUUUUGUCUUCUUGAAAUCUUUUGUUGAAGUUUCGACAUAGCUGAACAAUUUCCAAUGUAUAAUAGAAUCAAAAUAUUGUUGAAGAAUGGGAACCAUGUUGCAAAAGAAAACUCUUAUGCAAAGUAGAUGUAAAAACUGUAUAUCGAGGCAAGAAGGUUGUUUAGUUAACGAGGACGAAAUGCAGCUUCAAAUUUUUAGUGUUGUGAAAAAAAAUAAACUUGUAACCUCAGUAUCAGUUGAUUCUGCAUGGAAUAUUAAAUUGUAUAUAUAAAAUUGAAUGAUUUCAAAGGUUAGUGAUCAUCGUGAUAUAUAAAUAGCUAAAUUAUUACCAAGAAAGGUGGAUAUUAAAACUAGUACUGUGUUCAAAUUACGCGUUAAAAACUAUUCUAUAUUAUUCCUUGGUUGUAUUUUGCUUGUAGUUCUUGAUGGUUGUCUUCCAGUACCCGGAUUAUUAUAAAUUAUUAGCCUCUUAUUUUUAUUGAAUUGUUUGUUUUUCGUGUAGGUGUAAGCAUUAGAGAGGUUAUUGCGUGAUAAAAUAUGAACGAGCUGUUUGAAAGAAUUAUUAAUCAAUUUUCCUAUCAUUUGCUACUUGUGUUACAUGAAGCAUGUCGAUCAUUUAUUUACCUGCAUUUUAUUUUGAAAUUCAGGCUAUUGAAUUCACUAACUAUUCUUGAUUUUCCGACUGUAAGUAUACAAUAUGACUAUUAUUUAUAAGUUAGAUAGCUACUGCUGAACAAAAUACAGGGUUGUUAUAUUGAACAUGUUCAUCAAUUUUGACAUUUGUAAAGUGAGUUGUUGCAAAAACUAUGAGAUGUAUUGUGUCAAUUGAUAGACGACAUUGUGCAGAUUCUGACGGUUGGGUUUAGGCCUCUCUUAACAAUAUUCCUGAUGCCUGUACUGGCGUAAUUUAUUAUUCUUGUAUUACUUGUACUUUAUGUAUCCCCCUCCCCCCUUAUUCUAGAGUAUUGGCAACUCGCCGGUUGUGAUUUAUUUAUGAAUGAUGCAGAGGCUAUUCUUACUUCUAUUGAAAUAAAUUCUAAAAUAUGUUACGUUUUUUUGACUACUGCAUUAUAUUUAACAAUGCAACGUAAUUGUUAUUAAAUUGUAGUCACAUGUUUUUCGAUUACGAAGCGAGUAUUUACAGUUUUUGGUUUAUCUGCGCCUUUUGAAUUUUUUUAAUUCAUUUUUGCUAACCGAAAAAUGUCAAUAACCGGAAUUCAAUAUGAUAGAUUACAAGAUAGCCGUUUAUUGACGCAUAAUGCCUAAAAUGUCAUGCAAUCUUUCACAGGUAUUUACACAUAACUAUAAAAUUAAAUACAGCAGUUUGGUACUGAUGUAUCAAAUUGAACAAGACUAUAUGAUUAAGACAGUAAACAUACAAAUGUUUCCAAUUUUGCGAUGGAACAAAUUUUGUCUAUCUGUGCAUGAAAUUCUAUUCAUGUGACUGUGACUAUUGUUUUCGAAAUUGCACCUUUGAGCAUCUCUUUCAGUAGUAUUAUUAAGAUUACCGAUUAACUAUGUGUAUAUUUAUAUAUACAUGUAUAAUACUAUAUCAUAAACAUAUAUUAUUCUUAUUCUUUGAUAUUUAAUGCUAGAAAUUUUAGGAGUGUAAAAUAUUUAAGGGAAAAAUUUCAGACUGAAGAGCUGUCACAAUGAAUAAUGCAUAAUGUUUAAUAUUAGUAUGUGUCUACUCUUGAUAGUAAAGCACAUGGUAUUUUUAUAAAACUCAUUAUUGUUCUUUAUGCAUACAUGCAAAAGAAGUAACCAAAUCCCUAUUUCAAAAAUCACCUAAAUUACUAAAAUUCUGCAGUUCCAUUGUAUCAAAACAGCAAAACCAACUAAAAAUUAACUCGUUAUAGAAAUAUCCUAUGGAUCUUUGCAUAUCGUUUGCUUGGUCGUUUUUUUCACUGUCGGAAAAUACAUCAUUGAAGAAUGCCAAGACCGGAUAACUGUUAAAAAAAUUAAUCAAUCUAUGCAAAAUGCAAUCAAAUCACUUUCGCAUUGAGCUGACUGUGUCAUAUCGAAACAUAUACUACACAGAAAUUCUGUGUGACCCUAAUUACGAUUCGUGUACGAAUAGCACAUCUAGUUUCUCACAUUUUCUGGCCUUUCAUUUAAUCCCCACUGUUUGACGGACUAUGCAAGUCUGCUAAAUCUAUUCGACUACUGAUGUAAUGCAAUUCUAUUGAACAUAUGCGGUUUAAUUUACGGAUAAAAGUGGUGCUUUUACAGCAAUAUCCCGCUGUUGCGUAUCGAAGAUUGCGCGUACUUGUCAGUUGACACCGUUGAAACAUAGUGACACAAUAGUGUCGUUUUUCUAACCUCCUUGACUGACGUUGCGAGAGAUUUUUUAUACUACGCCUGUUUCUCUCAUGCUCUUUUUACCGAAUAAACGAAAUUGAGAGACCGCGAAGGUAUGAAGACUGUAGUAUCCGAUCCUUGGACUAAUCGCGAAAACUCAUGUCCUCGGUUAGAUUCAGAGGGGAAUCAUUUCGAAGAUUGUUUUGUCGAGAAUAGAACCGAACAGACUAAAUUACCUGAUUCAGAACAAUAUUUGGAAAGUCUCUAUUCAAAACUACGAGCUGUGCAGGGUGGAUCCUCCAAGAAGGACCUUGUCAAAUCUUUGACAGCUGUCAAAGAGGAUUGUAUCGCACGAAUAUUGACCGAAGGUUGUCAAGCUCAGACCGAGGAGGAAUCUGAGCUUGCUGCUAAUCCAUUGGUACGACAUAUUGCUCCACAUUUGCAGGCAUUGACUGCGAGUGAAUUGGUACAGCUACUGAAAGCAGACGUUCUUCAAACUGUAACGGAUCAACAGCACGAUCAAACGACUUCAGAAUAAAGAUUUAUUAUCAUAAAUAGACUUAUCAACUUUCAUCAUGUC